CGCCUGACGACUGUGGCACCGAGUCGGGUACUUUAAUUUUGACAACGGGGAAAGAGUAUAACUUUAAUUGUGACAUGUCUCACACUCUCUAACUGUCAUUUAGACCAGUUGAAUGUAAUGACGAGUAAGUCAAAACGGUACUGUAGCGUUUAUGCUACAGUGCACCGUGCGGCGGUGCCUCCCGGUCUGUAAAACGAGUUAACCCAGAGCUUCCUCGGACCAAUGGGAGCUGCAGUUUCGCCGGGACGUUUCAUACGUCACAUGUCGUAUGCUUUUCAUAUGUCCCUACCUCACUUACGUUCUGCCGGGAAAACACCGUCUAAUGAACAGCAAAGUGUCCGUCUUGGUGGGGGCUUCGCCAUCCGAAACCGACCGGCACUGUCUGCGUGAAAUAGGGAAUGAGCGACGAGACAGCAUCGGACGGCUGGAAGAAGAACUCCGGGUGCUCCAGUAUUGAGCAAAUGCUGGCUGUGAAUCCUGGAAAGACGCCCAUCAGUCUGCUGCAGGAGUAUGGAACGCGGAUAGGCAAGACCCCAGUGUAUGACCUGCUGAAGGCCGAGGGACAGGCCCACCAGCCCAACUUCACUUUCCGCGUCUCUGUUGGAGAGAUCAGCUGCACCGGCCAAGGGCCCAGCAAGAAGGCGGCCAAGCACAAAGCAGCCGAGGCUGCUCUGAAAAUGCUCAAAGGAGGUCUUGGAGGUCCCGCCGGAGUUGGUAUUGGAGUAGACGGGUUUAUUGCGGUUGAAGUUUCCACUGAUGUAGACAGCUCCCAGUCAGAGAUGAAGACCUCAGGCAGCUCUCAACAGUCUGAAUGCAAUCCUGUAGGGGCUUUACAGGAACUGGUGGUGCAGAAAGGAUGGCGUUUGCCAGAAUACACUGUCACUCAGGAGUCUGGUCCAGCACAUCGCAAAGAGUUCACCAUGACCUGUAGAGUCGAGAGAUUUGUGGAAAUCGGAAGUGGAACGUCCAAGAAGCUAGCCAAGAGAAACGCAGCAGCUAAGAUGUUAUCGCGCAUACAUGACGUCCCGGUAGACCUUAGGACCAGCAACGAUGCUGACUUGGAGGAGGACACAUUCACCAUGCAUAUGGGAAGCAGAACUGAGUCGGGCAAAAGUAAAAGCUUCAGCUGCACGUGGGACUCUCUGCGUAACUCUGCUGGAGAGAAGAUCCUUCAGCUCCGUAGCCACCCCCUGGGCAUGCCCUCCGGCUCCAACUUCUGCUCCCUGCUGAGCGACCUCUCUCUCGAGCAGUGCUUUGACAUCAGUUACCUUGAUCUAGAGGAGCGCAGUCUGAGCGGCCUGUGUCAGUGUCUAGUGGAGCUGUCCACACAACCAAUCACAGUGUGCCAUGGCUAUGCUCCGAGCAUAGAUGCAGCUCGAGCCAACGCAGCCCACAAUGCACUGCAGUACCUCAAAAUCAUGGCCGGGGGGAAAUGAUGUCAUUUUCCUCCCCCACAGACUCUAACUAGCUACUUGCGUGACGACACAUUGCCAGGAUUCCACUUUGGACGGAGAAAACCUUUUGCGAUGAGUUCAAAUACCAUGAAUUACCUCAAAUUUGGAAAUGGACACUUUUUCUGUCCCCAAGUCGACUCCAUGGAGCCUCGUUGGUCACUUUGAUUUCUGAUUGUUGAGAGAUGCCCGAAAAUGUAUAUUGAUACUAAUUUUAAAUAUUUGUUACAAAUUAUUUUAAGGUAUUCUGUCAUCCAUACACAGCGCAGCGAUGUCUGGAAUUUUAAAUUGUGCUUUCGCACCGACUUCCCAAGCACCUGUAGAUUAAUUCUGGCGCAACCAAAAAGAAAUAAGACGAAUCUCAUGUGUGGACAUAAAAUAAAAUAAAACAGCCAUGCUGCUGGAAGAUGGAGAAGGAGACUAAAUACAAGUCAGAAAAUAGUUAUUUUAGAGACUUCCCUUUUACACACGUGUUUGUGCGUUAGUCUUGAAAAUGUUCUUGUAUAUUAAUUUGCGCCAAUAAAAUUCACAUUCUAUGUCACUGUGAUGUUCUUGCUGUUAAAAAUUCUUAGUUCCCCCUCUCACUUUCAGUUUAAACUUCUGUUUUUUGAACCAUUUUUAUUCAUGUCACUCUAAGGCAUUUAAAGUGCAAGUGUAAAGAAGGUGAUGGAAAGUGAUAUGAAUUACCCCCUUUUUUGCCACUUGUUCAAAUUCCUCAAGAGAUAAAAAUUAACUUCCUAUUUCUGUUCAUAAAUGAACGUAUGAACAAAAUAACAUUUAACGUCUUACCGUCAUUUUACUUUGUAAAUUACAAUUUAAAUCAAACGGCAGUGGAACAAAAAACGUACUCUUGAUUUUCUGUAUUAAAUGCCACAAAAAUAAAGCAACCACAAAUUGUUCUGCGCACAAUAUUAGCUAUAGAAUGUUCCAUUGUUUAUAAUUUUAGCCCCUGUAAAAAGAAAAGGGGGAGGGGGUUAUCUGUCUGUGUGACUCGUACUACUAGGAUUAUGUGUAAAUGAAUGUCUUGUGAAAGUUUCAUCAUCACAUUUAUUGUACUGUACUUGCUAAUCUGCUGACAUUCUGGUUUCCACUCUGCUGAAAUAAGUAUUGAACAGAGUGAACCGUUUUUGUUCUACUUAAAAGGACAUUGUUAUUUGCACAAUGAAGGCCGACAAAAUUAACCUCAUUCUCUUUGAAAUGGCAGAUCUGCGUGUUCCUUUUUUUUCUGAUAAAUGAAAUAAAUUGAAGUUCAUUUUUAAAUUUCAGGUGCUGACACAGUAUUAGUGCUGCUGUUGUUUUUUGUCAUCGUCAAAGAAAUGUUUCCCAGUUUUUAAAGUUUGAGCUCCAUGUGAAAUUGACUUUGUUUCCAAUAAAACAUUUGAUGUAAAUUUA
Solea solea (common sole) is the source of this 2843-nucleotide messenger RNA. It is a transcript of the gene tarbp2, whose product is annotated as TAR (HIV) RNA binding protein 2. Bases 399 to 1436 code for a protein of 345 amino acids. Gene Ontology annotation, molecular function: double-stranded RNA binding; siRNA binding; pre-miRNA binding. Gene Ontology annotation, cellular component: RISC-loading complex. The transcript has 7 exons. Lineage: Eukaryota; Metazoa; Chordata; Actinopteri; Pleuronectiformes; Soleidae. Gene Ontology annotation, biological process: regulation of siRNA processing; regulation of viral transcription; regulation of miRNA processing. The record is from RefSeq and is a predicted model, not a curated record.